AUGGAUUCUAAUACAGCGUUCAGGGGAAGGAAUAAUCCUGGUGCUACACAAGAUGACGGAUCUGACCUACCUUCCUACGAGUUAGUAAUAAACAAUCAACCACAAUCUAUACGCGAUAUUAGGGCAGAACUGCCGGUAUCAUCAGUGGCAUGGAAUACCAACCAUGUGUCUCCUCUAAGACCUAUGCACGGUCUGGAUUUCCUGAUUGGUGUCUCAUCAUUACUCAUUCAACAGACAGUCGAAAUACAUCACUUAACAUCGAACAUCAAAUCGGAAAAUUUGUAUACUGUAAAAGUGCCGAGCGGUCAAACCUUAUUCUUGGCAAGCGAAAGUUCGUCAAAAUACCAGAGGCUAUUCUGUGGCGUCGGACGGGGUUUUACAAUGCAACUGCACGAUAAUACUAGACAAAGAGUUAUGGACAUGGAGAGGAGAUUGGCGGCAGCUUCGUGCUGCUUCCCUUGCAGACUUCAGGAGAUGCAAGUGGUAACACCACCUGGUGAUUAUCUUGGCCGAGUCCAGCAACAAUGGACCUGGCUUGUACCAUUUUACCUCGUAAAGAACGUUUCAGAUGAUGUACAAUACGUCAUAGAGGGACCGAACAGUUUGGACAAUCGAAAUUUAAUAUUUGGUGAAUUUAAGAUAUUAACAGGCGAUUCGUUGCGUGUAGUGGGCAAAAUAUCCCACAGCUGGGAUCGCGAAUUGAACAGUUUCGUAACUUCCGUCGAAUUUCCACACUGCGCAGUUGAACCAAAACAAAAAGCCCUACUUCUAGCAGCUACCUUUUUAAUAGAAUACACGUAUUUCGAAAGAGCCAAAACCAGUUGUCUGCGAUUUAAUUGUUGCUGA
This is a messenger RNA of Leptosia nina, 846 nucleotides long. The record is from the annotation of a GenBank genome assembly. Lineage: Eukaryota; Metazoa; Arthropoda; Insecta; Lepidoptera; Pieridae.